Molecule: messenger RNA, 2037 nt
Organism: Malassezia japonica
Lineage: Eukaryota; Fungi; Basidiomycota; Malasseziomycetes; Malasseziales; Malasseziaceae
Gene: SEC63
Product: secretory subunit
Exons: 4
Coding region: 1-2037 (678 amino acids)
Biological process (GO): SRP-dependent cotranslational protein targeting to membrane; post-translational protein targeting to endoplasmic reticulum membrane
Cellular component (GO): Sec62/Sec63 complex
Molecular function (GO): transmembrane protein transporter activity; RNA binding
Source: RefSeq, a predicted model, not a curated record
AUGUCGGGGUACAAGUACGACGAUGAGGGCGGGCAGUUUUAUACGUUCGCCCUCACGGCGGUGAUCGCUUUCAUGGUGCCAUACACGUACCGCACACUCUUUUCUCGCCAGAAAACCGCGGCCCACGGAUGGCUCGACCAGCUCGGGCACAAGACACAGGUCGCCAAGUCGUUGAUGCGCACGUCGCCUUACUCGACACUAUUUCGUGCCUUUGUACUGAUUGCGGGAUGGGCAGCAGUGGCGUACCUCACGCGCUGCAUCGCGACCACGUCCUCGACCUCGAUGCACGCCGUCUACGAUCCUUUCCAGAUCCUCGGAAUUGCGGCGUCGGCGACCGAGAAGGAGAUCAGGCGCCGCUACCGCAAGCUCAGUGUCCAGUUCCACCCGGAUAAACUGCGCAAUGUCGCGAACCAAACCAAGGAGGAGAUCGACGCUCACUACAUCGAGCUCACCAAGGCCUACAAGUCGCUCACUGACGAGACCACCAGGAAGAACCUCGAGCUGUACGGCCACCCAGACGGCCGUCAGGAAAUGUCGCUGGGUAUCGCGCUGCCGACAUGGAUCGUCGAGAGCCAAAACAACGUGUGGGUGCUGAGCGCCUACGGCCUGAUCCUCGGUAUCGGCCUGCCGCUGCUCGUGGCCCGCUGGUGGUAUGGCACGCGCUCGCGCACCAAGGACGGCGUCCUGAACAGUACGGCACUGGGCUUCUUUUCGAAGCUCAAGAAGGAAAUGGGCGCGGCGGACAUCUUUCAGCUCCUCGGCCAGACCGAAGAACUCACGGCCUACGCUUCCGAGCUGCAGGCCGCCGACGAAGCCGCGUACGCCGCGCUGGAGCAAGAGACGCUCGCGGUGUACAAGCGCCUGCACGGCUCGGACCUCGUUACGGACGAGCCAAAGGAGGUGCGCCGCGCCUUGGUGCUCCUCGCCGCGUAUCUGCACCGCAUUUCCUCGUCGAGCAGCCGCGUCGAGCAGGUGAAAUACGCCGUGGGCCGGUACACCGACAAGCUCCUCACGAGCUUGCUCGCGAUGAGCACGGCGCACAAGCGCCUUGCGCAGACCUCGACGAUCCGCGACAUGAUUCCGUGCGGCGUGCAGGCGGUGCCGAUGCAGGGCGGUAGCCUUGCCGAGGUCCUGCAGCUGCCGCACAUGACGCUGCCUCUCGCCGAGGCGCUGCUCGAGCACGAGGCGGUGUCGUCCAAGGGCCUCCAGGGUCUGUGGAAGGUGCCGGAUGCGGAGCGCCGCAAGGUCCUGGUGGGCGACGGCAAGAUGUCCGAAGCGGCGUACGCCGAGUGCAUCAAGGCGCUCGGCGAGUGGCCGCGCAUCGAGCUGGUCGACACCUACUUUACCGUGAUCGGCGAGGAGAAUGUCACGACCGAGGCGCUGAUGCAGGUCGUCGUCAAGGUGCGCCUCUUGCCGCUCAAGCGCGACGGCUCGCUCCUGCGCUCGGGCCGCCGCCUGGACGCCAAGGACAAGGCCAAGGCGAGCCAUGUGCGCCCGGGCACGGACGAGUUUGCCAAGGACCCCACGUCCGACGUGCAGAGCGGCAAGCAGCCGAUGGGCGUGGCGUACGCGCCGUACUUUGCCGAGGAGCGCAAGCCGCACUGGUUCAUCCAGAUGGGCGACCACAAAAACGACCACCUGAUCAUUGCGCCGACCAAGUUUACGGACCUCGGCACGAGCGAGCUGCGUACGGUGCGCAUCAACGUGCAGGCGCCGCCGGAGCCGGGUGUGUUUACGUUCAUGCUCGAAGUCAAGUCGGACUCGUACCUCGGCUCGGACGCCUCGCAGCUGCUCAAGCUCCGUGUGGAAGAGGCGCCGGCGCUGACCGAGGCGGACGAGGACUACAUCUCGGACCCUGAGGAGGACAGUAUCGCGGGACAGAUGGCGCUCAUGCGCGGCGAGCGUGUGAAGCCGUCGGUCGUCUAUGCCGAGGACGGCGAGGAAGAGGACGACGACGAGGACGAGGACGACGAGGAUGACGACGACGAGGAUGACGACUCGGACGACGACUCAGACUCUGAUAGCGACUCGGACUAG